AUGGGUUUCCUGUGGUAGACCUGGUCAGGUUUGAAGAAUCAAGAUGGCGGCUCAAGAACCAACGAGAAGUUACACCAAUGAACAACUCAACUCUGAUGCUGUAUCCAAGAAGGAUAUCAUCAACGUCUUGCAAGCAAAUGCAACCUUCGAGUUCUUAAAAGAGAUGAAAUUGAAUGGCAAGCUGAACAAUGUUGCCAAGACGAGUAAGAAAGAUCAUCUCAUCAAUGCAUAUAAUGCAAUGUUUGAGAAGAAAGCAUUCAGGCAAUCUGAUGAACCAACCUUGGAAGAACAACUAGAGGAACAACUGGCCAAAAAGACAGCUGCUAUGGCUGUAGCUGAUGAGAAAAAGAAAGAAGCAGCUAAAGAAGCAGCUAAUACUGAAAAAGAGGAACCCAAGUACAAAAAGAUUAUCCUGAAACAAGGAGACAAGACGACAUACCCAUCUAAGAAUGACAAGGUGUCUUGUCUGUACACAGGAAAACUAGAAAAUGGCACUAUCUUUGACACUAAUUGUGCAAGUACUGCCAGAAAGAAUAGAAAGGGUGAAAUCAAACCCUUGAUUUUCCCAGUUGGCACUGGAAAAGUUAUAAGAGGGUGGGACGAAGCUCUUCUGACAAUGAGUAAGGGCGAGAAGGCUGAACUGCAUAUUGAAUCAGAGUGGGCCUAUGGAAGGAAGGGUCUCCCUGAUCAUGGAAUCCCACCAUUUUCCAAGCUGAUCUUUGAAGUUGAGCUUGUCAACGUUGCUGAUUAGGAUUACCUUGAUAUCCUGCAUGUAGCCUGACCUUUAACCCUGGUUGAAGAGUACCACCACUAUCUUGAUAAGAGGUCUAUAGAAGCUCUACAGUGUUCAAAGCACUAUCUGUUAUUAGACUGAUGUUUAGAUCAUUGUAUAUAAUGUUACUGCUAAUAAAAACACACAAAACACUGGUAA
Actinia tenebrosa (Australian red waratah sea anemone) is the source of this 931-nucleotide messenger RNA. RefSeq names its product peptidyl-prolyl cis-trans isomerase FKBP3. The record is from RefSeq and is a predicted model, not a curated record. NCBI's taxonomy places the organism in Eukaryota, Metazoa, Cnidaria, Anthozoa, Actiniaria, Actiniidae. Gene Ontology annotation, molecular function: peptidyl-prolyl cis-trans isomerase activity.